This is a messenger RNA of Lachancea mirantina, 645 nucleotides long. The record is from the annotation of a GenBank genome assembly. Lineage: Eukaryota; Fungi; Ascomycota; Saccharomycetes; Saccharomycetales; Saccharomycetaceae.
AUGAUCAAGUCUACGCUCAUCCUCAGAGAUGACGGCCUCCCAUUGUGCUCUUCGGUCGACGACGAUACGGACCCUGCGCUCGCGGAACAAAAGAAAAAAAUCAAAGUUCUCAUGUCGCGAUUCACACCCAGCUCGGCCCCGGAAGCCACGCUCGAGAGCGGCGCGUUCGAGAUCCACUACGUGCGCGUCGGCGCUGUCGUCUAUUUCGUCAUCGCAGAAAAGGGAUACCCGCGCAACCUGGCGUUCUCGUACCUUAAAGAAGUCGCACAGGAGUUCGAACACUCCUACGGACACGAAUAUACGCGCCCAACCGUGCGUCCUUACGCGUUUGUCACCUUCGACAAUUUCCUGCAGAAAACGAAAAAACUUUAUAGCGACAAACGCGUCCAGGACAACCUGGACCAACUGAAUCAAGAACUCAUGGGUGUCAAACAGAUCAUGACGAAGAACAUAGAAGACCUGCUAUACCGUGGUGACUCUCUGGACAAAAUGAGCGAUCUAAGUGCUUCUCUACGACAAGAUUCCAAAAAAUACCGUAAAUCGGCCCAAAAAAUCAAUUUGGAUCUCCUGAUCAGCCAGUACGCUCCUAUUGCCAUCGUCGCUUUUUUCCUAGUGUUUCUGAUCUGGUGGGUUUUCCUCAAAUGA